Molecule: messenger RNA, 1519 nt
Organism: Chara braunii
Lineage: Eukaryota; Viridiplantae; Streptophyta; Charophyceae; Charales; Characeae
Source: the annotation of a GenBank genome assembly
GCGAGUGGAUGAUUGUUUUUUUGGUGAAAAAGCGGCGCGGUUCUAAGGGGAGCUAUGGAGACUACUAUGGAACUACAACAAGGGGCCGAUGAGUGGUUGAUUACUAUGGAGAGGGGAUGUCAGCAGCUGCAGGCAGUGGUGGGGGUGUUAGUGGGCCAGCUGCAGAAGGGGUCGAAGGCUGAUGUGGGGAAGAUGAAACUGGAUGAGUGGUUGGAAGCCCGUGGUCAAGAUAUGUUAGAAAUUCUGUGGGAACUGGAGGAGGGGCCGGAUCCCCGGUUUGAAGCGUAUCUUGAUUGGAAACGACUGGACGCAAAGAUGGGAGUCUGUCAGGCUUUAUUUCGGGAGGGGCGUGACCUGCUCUGGCGAAUGGUGGAGUGGCUGGAGGAGGAGGGGUUGGAUGAUGACAAAGGGGUGGAUGGGGGGCUACCUCUUGUUCAUUCACCAUCACCGAUACCGCCAACGAGUGCAGCAACAGCACAAGGAUUAACAACAAUCACGGCUACUGGUGAUAGCAACAGCAGCAGCAACAACAACAACAACAACAACAACAACAACAACAACAACAACAACAACAACAACAACAACAACAACAAUAACAACAACAACAACAACAACAACAACAACAACAACAACAACAACAACAAAAGCAAUGGCAGCGGCACAGGGGGUGGCGGUGGUGAUGACGAUGGUGGCAGAGACAGAGGCAGCAGCAACAAUAACAAUAAUAACAAUCACGGCAGCGGCAGCAGCAGGGUUGAGAGCGAGAUUGGGGAUGACAUCAACAACAAUGAUGAAGGCGAUAUCGAUGACGUCGCGGGUGAGAGGCCGCACGCUGAUGAGGAGGGGAUUGGUUGGGAUAACGAUAACGUCGCCGAGCGGGCUUCAUCGGUCUUUAAUGUGCACACCGAGGAGUCUCCACUUGCAUGCAGUCAUCGUGCGAGUGGCGCUGGCGAGUUGUCAUCCACUAACUGGCGGCAGGGAAGGCUUGCCACGAAUUUGCAAGUCUGCGGUGAAGGUUGUCCUCUCGACACCAGAGUUGCGGCCGCUCCUGUUGCCAAUCCUACUGAUCGUCGGCAGUUCUCACAUUCCAAUGCACGGGAGGUGCGUUGUAAUCCGAGGGAGGACAACACGUCAAUGCCAACCGUGUCACAGCGAGGCAUUGUGGAGAACAUCACCAGGGCCAACAGCAACGGCGGUUGUGAAGAUGUGGCAUGUGGUGAUGACAUUGCUGACUGCGACAUGGAUGACGUUGAAGCUACGGAGGAUGAAGAUGACAUCAACAUAAGACCGGUGGGAAAGACAGGUGGGAGAGGAACGAGCCACGUGAAAGUGGGUGGCCGUGGUCAGGGUUGUGGUUAUGACAGCAAAACCACCGCUUUCGAGGAUGGCGGCAAAACAACAAUGUAUUGGACAACGGAGGAGCAGGUCUUUUUCGUGUGAUGCAAACGGCACCAAGAUGUGCACAUUGUUAGGUUGGGUCAUAAUUAUGGCCGCAUGCAGACGAAGGAGUGGAAGUGAG